Lasiodiplodia theobromae is the source of this 3417-nucleotide messenger RNA. Its product is annotated as Benzoate 4-monooxygenase cytochrome p450. Gene Ontology annotation, molecular function: heme binding; carboxy-lyase activity; magnesium ion binding. NCBI's taxonomy places the organism in Eukaryota, Fungi, Ascomycota, Dothideomycetes, Botryosphaeriales, Botryosphaeriaceae. Bases 1 to 3417 code for a protein of 1138 amino acids. The record is from RefSeq and is a predicted model, not a curated record. The transcript is spliced from 14 exons.
AUGGCCUCGAAAAUGCUUGUUGACGAUCCUUCUCUCUCUGCGCUAUGCGCUGUCAUCGCCGGGGUGUCAUUGCACUUGGGUGUUUUCAUUCGAGGUGAAUGGGAGAAGUACGUUGCUCAGUUGGUGCUGCUCCAGUUGAACGCACCGCUCGCAUUGCUCGCGGCACUCGUCGCAUUCUUCGAUCAGACACUUUACCAAGCCGCAGCAACCACAGCGCUGCUCACUGCAAGCUUCAGCAUCGGCCUUUACGGCAGUAUUGCGGUUUAUCGUUUGUUCUUCCACCCUUUGAGGGGGUUCUGGGGUCCGACAAGCGCGAAAAUAACCACUCUCUGGGCCGUCAAGGAGAGCAUCCCACAUUUGAGGUUCUAUCUGAAGCUUCAGCGCCUUCACAAGGAACAUGGAGACUGGAUUCGCAUUCACCCGAGAGCGCUUUCCAUCAACAACGCAGAAGCAAUUCAGGACAUCUACGGCUACACCUCAAAGUGUACCAAGGGCCCCUUCUAUGACCUCAAUUAUCCCGGUCGGUCUCUGCACAUGACCAGAGACAGGAAGUUCCAUUCGCAACGGAGGAAAUUAUGGGAUCGCGCUUUUACCACGCGAGCCUUGAGUGACUACGAAAAGCGCCUUAAGGGACACUUCAAGUUUUUUGACCUGCGGAUCUCAGAGUCUAUAGGCAAGCCUGUGGAUGCGACAGACCUAUGCGAAUUUUGGGGCUUCGACGUCAUGGGUGACCUUAUGUUUGGCCGUCCCUUCAACCAGCUAAAAGAGAACAAGGAGCAUUUCGCCCUUGCAAUGGCCCGGAAGUCCAAGUUCAUAGGCGGAGCCACGCUUUAUUCGUAUUGGAUGUUCAUGCUUAUCCAAAGAUUUCCCGUCAUCUCUGCUUUGAGGCAGAAAUGGCUUGGGUGGUGCCGUAGCCAAAUGGAAGAGAGACGGCAGCACACCCCUGAGGUCUUGGACCUUUUCGCCCAUCUCCUCCAGAGCGAAAACGAAAAGGCUGGCGAAGUCAUGUCCGCCACGACCGACGUCGACGCCGUCUGUGACGCCGAACUGGCUAUUAUCGCCGGCAGCGACACCUCAGCUGCCACAUUGGCUGCCGUGAUGUACCUCUUGGGCAAAAAUCCACACAUGCAACCCAAGCUCCAACAAGAAGUGGACGAUGCCAUCGCGUCAACCGAGGGAGACUUCUCCUACAGCGCCCUCAUCAACAAGCCUAUGCUCGACGGCGUCAUCAACGAAGCUCUGCGCCUCUACCCUCCGGUUCCAACCGGCCUCCAGCGCCUGACGCCGCCGGAGGGUUUGAUGAUUGCGGGCCGCUUCGUUCCUGGUGACACCUUGGUCUCGGUGCCCUGUUGGUCCGCUCAUCGCGACCCGAGAAACUUCCCCAAGCCGGAAGACUUCAUCCCAGAGCGUUGGUCGUCCAUGCCCGAGCUGGCACUGCACAAGGAGGCGCUCAUCCCCUUCUCGGCCGGCACGUACGCUUGCGUCGGCAAGCCGCUGGCGAUGAUGGAGCUGAGGAUGGCGGUCGCCAUGGUCGUGAGGAGGUUCGAGAUUGCGCUCGCAGACCCAGUCGAGAGCGUCAAGCUGUUCGAGGAGUCGCCGGGAUGGCAGGACUCCUUCACGGUUAAGAACUUGCACAGAACAGGUCAGGAAAAAGAGAGCGCGAUGGGUUCUUUGGCCGUGCAGCAGAUGCCUCUUGGGCUAUACCUCUGGAGGCGGAUCGCCGGGUUAGGAGUUUCCAGUAUUUUCGGAGUUCCGGGAGAUAUGAAUCUGGAACUUCUUGACUACAUAAACGAAGUUGACCAACUAUCAUGGGUGGGAACAGCAAAUGAACUCGGCGCUGCCUACGCCGCCGACGGAUACUGCAGGGUGAAGCAAUGCCCCGGAGUUGUUGUCACUACGAUGGGCGUGGGAGAGCUCUCUGCCCUCAAUGGGGUGGCCGGUGCCUACACUGAGCAGGUCAAAACAAUAAAUAUUGUCGGAACUACCUCAACGGCAGUCCAAAAGAACCGCACCAUGAUCCACCAUUGUCUAGGCCCGAAUCCGGACCACAGAGUCUACGAGAAAAUUUCGAGCCAUGUGCGAGCCGCCCACUGCUGGCUUGACGAUAUCGACGAAGCUACAUUCGAAAUAGAUAGAGUGCUCCGGACAUGCAUGGACACCUCUCUACCCGUCUACAUCUUCAUCCCCAUGAACCUCGUCCACCAGCUCGUCGACGCGCCCCUCUCUCUCCACUCUCUAGACCUCCCACCCGCGCCAGCCCCCGAGGCCCUCAUCUCCCUGCUCCUCUCCUCCCUCUACGCCUCCCGCAACCCCGUCGUCAUCGUCGACGCGCUCGUCUCCCGCCACCGCGCGACGCCGCAGGCCAGGGCGCUCCUCGACCUGCUCCACGUCCCCACCUUCUCCACGCCCAUGGGCAAGAGCAUCGUCAACGGAUCCAGACCGUACUACCGCGGCACGUACAUCGGCCAGCUGUCCUCUCCGGACGUGCUCGCGGCCAUCGAGUCGGACAGCAGCGACCUGGUGCUCGACCUCGGCCCCAUGCACACCGACUCCAACACCGGCGGCCACUCGCGCCGCCUCGCUGCGGACAAGGUCAUCGAGGUGCACCCGAAGGAGGUCAUCAUCCGCGGGAAGGUCUUUCCGAACGAGGCUGGUAUCCGCGCGCUGCUUGCAGGCCUUGUCGCUGGCAUCGAUGUCUCGAGGCUCCCUGUCGUUUCACCGCCGCAGGCCGUCGCAGCUCCGGGGCUUGUUAUUGGCGAUGAUGCUGGGGAGGCAGAGGAGGAGAGAAUCACGCAGGCUUGGGUCUGGCCCCGCAUCGCGAAGUUUUUGAGGCCUGGAGACGUGCUGGUUGCCGAAUCUGGCACAGCACAGUUUGGCUUGAGUGAUGUGGUGCUGCCGGACGACGUCACGUACAUUACGCAAAUGUACUACGCGUCGAUUGGCUAUGCGCUGCCAGCUUGCCUGGGUGCAGCGGUGGCGAAGAGGGAGUUGGGCCAUGGGAAAGAAGGGGGGAGGGUGGUGCUGGUGACAGGAGACGGGAGCGCGCAGCUGACGGUACAAGAGGUUGGGACGAUGGUGAAGUUGGGGCUGGAUAAUGUGCUAAUACUCGUCAUAAAUAACAACGGGUACACGAUCGAAAGGGCUAUCCAUGGGCCCGAAGAGGUGUACAAUGACAUAGCUGCCUGGGACUGGCAGCUCAUGCUCUCCUUUUUUGGUGACAAGAACGGAAGAGCGCGGAGCCGUGAGGCGCAUACGAAAGCGGAUCUUGAGAGUAUCCUGGCAUUGUCCCAAUAUACGGCGCCAGAAUCGAUACAAGUUUUGGAAGUUCACAUGGGGAAGAUGGAUGUGCCUCGGCUUUUGAGAGAGUAUGUGGAGCUUGUAGCAGCUCGUACGAAAGCCUCCGAAAAGCAGUUGUAG